UCGAUCGAUAUUCAAAACCGAAAGAAAAUGGACAAAAUUGAACACCACACUGUCACCAAGCAUUUUCAACUCGAACAGCCAUCCAUGCGGACAUAGUGUCAACUUUAGGGGAUGCUGUUCCUUCCUUUGCCACUGUUAAGAGGUGGGCAGCGGAGUUCAAGAGGGGAAGAGAGCCUCGAAGAUGAUCCUAGAUCAGAAAAUCUUCAAUUGCCAAGACUAUGGAAAAUGUUGAUAAAAUACAUGGUGUGAUUAUUGAUGAUCAACGAGUCGCCACACGUCAUAUAACCAAUAUACUAGGCAUCUAUUAUGAUAGAGUUCAGGCGAUGCUGAGGAAUGAACUGGACAUAACAAAGGUUUCGGUAAGCUGGGUUCGAAGGUUCCUGAUUACUGAUCCGAAAGGAUCCAGGUUUGAUUUCUCUAAUGAGAAUUUACGUCGUUUUGAAGCGGAUUCAGCUGAUGUUGAGCGAUUUGCAAUCAUGGAUGAGUUUUGGGUUCACCAUCAUCAACCCGAGACUAAACAACAGUCAAAACAGUGGAAGCAUCUAACGUCUUCUCCUCCAAAGAAGGUAAAGCCUGUUCCAUCAGCUGGCAAGGUGAUUGCUUUGGUUUUCUGGGAUUGCAAAGGAAUCCCAAUGGAGACGAAUGGCCAGAUCAUUAAUGACCAAUACGUUUCUAAUCUGCCCAGACUACUGCGUGAGAAUAUUGAGACUAACCAUCGUAGAAAACGUAUUAAAUGUGUGUUGUUCCACCUGGACAAUGCAUCUGUGCACAAAUAUGUUGUCAUCAUAGCUGCAAUGCAUGGCUAUGGCUUUGAACAACCGUAAAUAUUUUACCACAUCCCAUACUUGAAGAAAGCUGUUUAGCAAGCAUUAUACAAAUGUUGGUGAUGUUGUUUCUGCUGUGGAGGACGUUUUACACAACCAGGAGGAAGCCUUCUACGCCAGUGGGAUCCAGGUACUCCAGCAGUUUCUGCUGUGGUGGACGUUUUACACAACCAGGAGGAAGCCUUCUACGCCAGUUGGAUCCAGACACUGCAGCAGUUUCUGCUGUGGAGGACGUUUUACACAACCAGGAGGAAGCCUUCUACGCCAGUGGGAUCCAGACAAUCCAGCAGUUUCUGCUGUGGAGGACGUUUUACACAACCAAGAGGAAGCCGCCUACGCCAGUAGGAUCCAGGUAGUCGUUGGCAGUAGUAUGUGGACCUCGGAGGGGAUUACGUUGAAUAAUAAUUACAAACCAAAUCUGCCAACGCAGUCCAUUAAAUUUAGGCUCAGAACUUUUCAGCCAACCCUCGAUGCACCAAUUAAGUUGCACUGUGCGUAUCUCGAUCAGUAAUCGUGGCCGUGCUAUAGGACCACUGACAACAUAUUUUAUUUUAUUUAUAAUAUACUUGUCCCAGUUUGGGAAAAAUACGCCUAGCGUUUCUAAUAUUAUCUGUAUUAUUUUAAAUAUUACCAAUAUUGUUCUACUGAAAAUAUUUCCUCUACAUUGGCCUUUUAUAUAUAGUAACUUAAAAAUCAACAGCAUGCAUCCUCUUUGCAUGAAUUGACAUCAAAUAGCCAAUGUAUUUUUGUGCUGGGGUGUUGUUAAACAUUCAUUCAUUCAUUCGUUUGUUCAUCUUUGCAUAAAAUUCGUCUGGUAGAAAUGUGACCAAACUGCAUCAUGAUGAAGACCAAUAGUUGGUAAUGCGUGACACAGAAUGCUAUUUAAUGGAGGUGGGGAGCCGAGAUCGUCAGUCAUGCUGGUGUUGCCUGCAGGAAGAUACAUAUUCAUUAAACGUAGAUCGUAAUUAAUAUGUAACAGAUCAAAACUAUCACAUUACAGUCGUUGUGCACUAUUUCCCUUCGCUUUGGCUAACAGGAGAAUACUCGAAUUUACAAGAGGGGAUGUUUUAAAAUAUUAAAUCAGACUGG
Gigantopelta aegis is the source of this 1913-nucleotide messenger RNA. RefSeq lists its product as uncharacterized. NCBI's taxonomy places the organism in Eukaryota, Metazoa, Mollusca, Gastropoda, Neomphalida, Peltospiridae. The transcript has 2 exons. The record is from RefSeq and is a predicted model, not a curated record. Gene Ontology annotation, molecular function: nucleic acid binding. Bases 219 to 824 code for a protein of 201 amino acids.